Molecule: messenger RNA, 861 nt
Organism: Diuraphis noxia (Russian wheat aphid)
Lineage: Eukaryota; Metazoa; Arthropoda; Insecta; Hemiptera; Aphididae
Gene: mRpL30
Product: mitochondrial ribosomal protein L30
Biological process (GO): translation
Cellular component (GO): mitochondrion; large ribosomal subunit
Molecular function (GO): structural constituent of ribosome
Source: RefSeq, a predicted model, not a curated record
CAUAAUUUCAGUUUUCAGUUUUUCACAUUGUUGAACAGUUCAAUUUUGAGAGUCAAGAAUUAACUACCUAUUAGUUUUUUUUAUAAUUUUAACUAAUUAUUAGAUGUCUAGGUAUUUCAGUUAAUAAAUACUGAACAUUUUUUUGUACAUCAUCUUUGAUCGAAUGAAUAGAUUAUUAAUAGUGUGUUAAUAGGUACCAAGCAUAAUUCUUCAUUUAUAGGAAUAACAAAUAMAUUUGUGUAAAGAUGUUUAGUUUAGUUAAACACUCUGCAAAUAAUUUAAACAAAUGGUGUGUUUGUACAAAAAUUAUGGCCGUGCGGGGUUUAAAGUCCUGGACUGGUGGUAUAAAAUACCCUGGCUUUACAUAUUAUCCWAGARAAGGUGAAGUGGACCCACCAUAUACAGCAACAAAAUUAUUCAUGGUUCAGAGAGUUAAACGUUAUUUAUAUAAUCCGUAUUGGCAAAAAAAAAUAUUAACAGACAUGGGCUUAGAUCAUAAAGGUAGUGAUAUAGCUAUUGUAAAAAAUACACCAGAAAUGAAUGCACGAUUAUGGAAAGUUAAACAUUUAAUAAAAAUUACACCAAUACAAACACCUGACGGAUUACCAGAAAAGGGAGAUUAUUGGGGUACACAUUUAGAUACUGAAGGUGUAUUUAGAAUUUCCAAGAAAUUUUUACCCGAUACUAAGCGAUUAGAAGCAACUGAAGACUUUGAAAAAUUGGCCAAGCGAGUAGAUAAAGAUACAGUGGAACAAAAUUGUCGAAACAAGUGGUUGAAUCCAUGGUCAACUAUUGUAUAAUGUACAAUUAUUGUUUUUUUUUUUUUGUAGUAUAUGAAAUACUUAAAUAUAAUUUGUUUUC